AUGCACCAUCCGCAGCCAAGAGGCGUUUCGACAUAUCCCGCGUUGCUCGAGCCGGUGUGUCGACGACGAUUGCCGAUGCCGCCCGACGAGUCGCACAUUCGACGAAGCAGCUCGCCGCGCAUUCUGCCGACACCGCCGCCGCUGUCGCCCGAGUUCCGCUCGCCGUCGGCGGCGACGGCGAGCCUCGAGCGACGCGCGUCGGGACGCCUUCUGCCGCGUCCGCCGACCGCCGACAUCAACGCGAUGGUGUCGCCAUCGCAGCAAUCGCUAUCGCCGGUGUCGUUGACGCCCGAUCCGACGCCCGACGAGCCCGAGUGCUACCAAGAUGAGUCGUACGACGAUGAGAAUGAGGCCGAUGAAGGCGUCGUUGAAGUGGCGAGCGAUUCGGAGAAUCUCGUCGAGCAGUCGCUGCCGCCGCCUCCUCCGCGAAUCGCGCCAUCACCACGCACAACACCGCCGGUAUUCAUUCCGGUCGCCGAGCCACAAGGCCGACGAAUGUCCAAAAUCUCGUUGCAUUCGUCAUCAAAUGAGCAGCUAAACCGAAAAGCGAGUUCUGACAACGAUGACCCAAUUACGCAUGGAUUGGACCCGAGCCUCUAUUCGCCGAAUGCCCCAAUCAAAAUUGAGAACGAAACGCCCAUCAUACAUAAAACGAGUAUUGCUUCGACGUCGUCGCCGGAUCCGCAACGGCCAACCGGAUUAGGCCUUCUUCACUGCUCGCUGCAGCAUUUUCCCGUCCGAAAGCGUUUGCGUGUCAGCAUUCUAAAAAUUGAAGCACUUGCCGGCGAGCUGAAGCCAGAGCUCGAAAUUCAUGCGAUAUGCAAAGUGAGCAUACCGACGCUGAAAGGGGCCAAAGAGCAAUUGUCGGAAAUGAAGCGCGGCCGAGAUCCGGUAUUCAAUCAGGAAUUCUUUUUUGAUAACGUCACUCAUGAGGAGCUCGACACGAAAACCGUGUUGGUGCACGUUUGCCAUCAAGGCGCUAGUAAAAUUGGAAAAGAGCUGCUUAUUGGUGAAGCAAUGGUGCCAUUGCGUGAUAUUCGCGAAAUGAAUACCAAAAAGGAGAUUAAAAUUGUUGCAGAGAUCAAGGCAACUGUGCCGAAGAAACUUGGCAAAAUUUAUACUUCAUCAAUUAUCGAAAAAGAUGCUAAACGAUUAACAAUCAAUCUAAAAAAAGUUGACGAUCUUCCGUGUUUCGGAUUCACUGGUGCUCCCGAUGUUUGUGUUAAAAUUACGUUAACACAAGGAACACGAUCGCAGACAAAAGCCUCAAGAAUUUUGAAAAGCACAACAACGGCAAUUUACAACGAGGCCGUCAUGUUUCUGUUCGGCACGUCGAAAAACGAGCUCGCCCAGACGUCGAUAGUAAUAUCUGUUCACGAUAUGCAAAGAUCAUGCACUGGUGAUGAUACAAUUGGAUGCGCUUAUUUGGGUGUCGGAGCGAUUGACAAAUCUGAAAUUGAGCAAUGGAAGAACACCACAGAGCAUCUUGGAAAAGAGUACAAAGGAAACCAUGUGUUGAAAGCACCAGUACCUGCUCCGCCGGUUCACGUCGCUGAUGUUACCGUCAAUCAUGCGGACGGCGGCGACGACGAAGAAGAAGAAGAAGAAGAGGAAGAAUAA
This is a messenger RNA of Caenorhabditis bovis, 1620 nucleotides long. The record is from the annotation of a GenBank genome assembly. NCBI's taxonomy places the organism in Eukaryota, Metazoa, Nematoda, Chromadorea, Rhabditida, Rhabditidae.